Fragaria vesca subsp. vesca is the source of this 2021-nucleotide messenger RNA. RefSeq names its product phosphatidate cytidylyltransferase-like. Gene Ontology annotation, cellular component: membrane. The record is from RefSeq and is a predicted model, not a curated record. The transcript has 7 exons. NCBI's taxonomy places the organism in Eukaryota, Viridiplantae, Streptophyta, Magnoliopsida, Rosales, Rosaceae. Gene Ontology annotation, molecular function: transferase activity, transferring phosphorus-containing groups. Bases 81 to 1322 code for a protein of 413 amino acids.
ACCACAAUCGGCAGCAGAAAAUAAUAAAUCUCAACAUGCUCUCACUCUCCAAUCCCUAAUUCUAAAUCCCCUUUUGCUUCAUGGCAACGACGUCGUUUUUGGACCUCAGUCGCGGCAGGCCACUCCCCCCUUCUCUCUCCUCUCUCUCCUCCGCUUGUCCCUGCCGUCCCUCCGCCGUUACUCUCCCUCCUUCACGCGCCAAAUUGGGCGGUCGUCUUGAUUUCUCUAUCGAUGCAACUAGGCCUGUUUUUGGGCUCGGCCCAAUUAGAGGCUUGGGCCGCCGUCGCCGCCGCCUAAUCGCCGCCGUGGCUCGGGCCGAGCCGGACCAUCUUGGCGACGGCAAUGCCAACAGGUACUUGGAGGAAGUCCAGAAAGGCCAUGAAUUGUCAAAUAGUGAAGAUGCUGUCUCAGAGAAGCAAGAGAAGGCGAGUCAAUUGAAAAAAAGGAUUGUUUUUGGACUUGGUAUCGGACUGUCUAUUGGAGUUGUUGUAUUGGCUGGAGGAUGGAUAUUCACGACAGUAGUGGCCGCCGCUGUAUUUGUUGGUGCACGUGAGUAUUUUGAAUUGGUCAGGAGUCGUGGAAUUACUGCAGGAAUGACACCUCCACCUAGAUACGUUUCACGAGUUUGCUCAGUUAUUUGUGCUCUCAUGCCCUUGCUUACCUUGUAUCGUGGUCAGAUUGAUGUUUCUGUGACAUCUGCUGCCUUUUUUGUUGCUAUGGCAUUGCAUUUACAGAGAGGGAAUCCUCGCUUUGCACAGCUCAGUAGCACUUUGUUUGGGUUAUUUUACUGUGGAUAUCUUCCCUGCUUUUGGGUUAAGCUUCGAUGUGGUUUAGCUGCCCCAGCCUUAAACACUGGAAUCGGAACAUCAUGGCCCAUCCUUCUUGGUGGACAAGCUCAGUGGACUGUUGGUCUUGUUGCAACCUUGAUUUCAUUCAGCAGCAUUAUUGCAGCAGACACUUAUGCUUUUAUGGGUGGCAAGGCUUUUGGUAGGACGCCACUUACUAGUGUUAGUCCAAAGAAGACAUGGGAAGGUACAAUUGCAGGCUUAUGUGGUUGUAUUGCCACUACUAUAGUACUAUCAAAGAUUUUUUGCUGGCCAAAAUCUUUGCUGAGUGCUAUAGCUUUUGGGAUUCUGAACUUCUUUGGGUCUGUCUUUGGUGAUCUCACUGAAUCAAUGAUCAAACGUGAUGCGGGGGUAAAGGACUCUGGAUCUCUGAUACCAGGACAUGGUGGAAUACUGGACAGAGUGGACAGUUACAUAUUCACUGGUGCACUUGCAUACUCUUUUGUCAAAACCUUCUUGCCACUAUAUGGAGUUUGAUGUGCGUUAAUGAGAUUACAGAAGGUAAUUAUGGUCAUUACAAAGUGAAUUUGCCAAGGAGACGCGUGAAUUCACAUGAUCAGCUGCAACAUUGUUGGAAAGGCAGGCACUUACGUUUUACUGAUGUCAGAGAUAGUCAGAGAUGCAAUUCCUUGAGACUUUCUUUUUAAUUUAACCUACUAAAUGCAAGCUAGAGACGGUGCCCCUCAACCGUAAUGAGCUUGAGGCUUCAUUCCCUGACUCACCAGGUACUGAUACACUUAUUCAAGAGAUAUACUUGCUUUACACUGUUUCUUGGUGAGCACUUCAAACUAGCUAUGCAUAGUAGAGCAACUUUGGUGAUCAAUUGUCUGCAGUAAAACUGCUUUGAGCCAUUAUCACUAGUUUUCUCCCUAUGCUCUUUUCUACGCUUAGUGUUAUCAUGUCUUUAUAUCCAUAUUUGUCGGAUGACGCCAACCCCUGCUUGUGAAUAAUAUAAUGGUGGGGAAUUAUUACUAUCUCUAUUUGAAGCAUCUGCAGUCUGCUGUUGUAAUAAACAAUAAGUAAAUCGUUCAAUUGUUAAAUUAGUGGCAUCAUUCUUUGGGAACAUAUUUCCUCUGGUUACAGACGCUUCUUUUUUGUGGUUCUUUUCUUCAAUAGAUAUACUGUGUAAAAAACUUUCUGAUUGGUAAUGGAAGUUGAGUUCUAAUUCUUUUAAUG